UUGCCAUUUUCAAAACUUAAAUUCCUCCUCAAUUUCAGUCGACCUGACUCUUCCUGUCUUCGAGUGCAAAAUUCACAAUAUCAUGCCUUCACAGCAGAGAAGUUGAAUAUCCUGACACAAAGAAGCAAACCCGGUAGGAAUUUUACCCUCAAUCAGCAAUGUGCUAUUGCACUAAGGCAAAAGGAAUCGCAGUUUUGUGGACACAGUUUCACCGUCUGCAAGCAACUUCACUGCUAUGAUGUUCAACGAGAAAUGUGCCUUCCUGUUGAGGCACCUUGGGCAGAAGGGUCUCGAUGCGGAUACAAUCGGUGGUGUGUGAUGGGUAAAUGCCUUCCUGAGGGAGAAACAAUUCCUUCAGUAAAUGGUGGAUGGUCUGCAUGGGAAGAAUGGGGAGUCUGUUCUCGGUCCUGUGGAGGUGGCAUCCAGUUCUCCAGACGUGAAUGCACAAGUCCUGAACCUCAAAAUGGCGGGGAGCCUUGUCUUGGUACAAAUGUUCGCAUUCGUUCUUGCAAUGUUCAGUUGUUUCCCUUAAUCUAUUUAAAUUACCUGCCCUUCUUUUCCCAUUACCUCCGUCAAGCCGGUAAUUCGAACGCCUGCAAACUCGUUUGUCUUGAUGGUAUGAAGGAAGUAAAGCACAACGAGAGCCUUCCUGAUGGUACGCCCUGCUACUCAUCCGAACCGGAUAUCUGUGUAAAAGGAAAGUGUUGGAAAGCCGGUUUGAUCUUCGAAGAGUUGAAGACGCGAAUUCGUCGAGGCGAGACUAGAGAACCAUUCGCCGGAGCGGAACUCUACUACAGUGGAAGUCGAAGGAAGGAGGAGAUUGUCUUCAUUAAAGGUCGCAUCAACAAAAAUGUCAAUAUUUUGAUCAGAAUUGAAAAUAAGGACACAACACAGCCUUUACCAGAUGUGAAUUAUACCUACUACGUUGAUAAAGGUUCAAAAGAUCUUCGUUUUAAUCCAGACGAUUACCAUUCUAGCGACCCUCUUCUUCCAUUCCUUCGAUCACCACGCAAAGACACUCCCGUAGAAGAGCCGUCAGCCGUCGCAACUUAUCAACGGACUCAGAAUGAACCCAUUCACUUUGAAUGGAAAAUGGAUGAAGUUCCGAAAGAAUGCACUAGCUGCUCUGCUUAUUUUUGUUUUCUCCAUGAAGGGAUUGUGAAAAGUCACGCCUCCUGCUACCCAGUAUUCACAUCUGUAGUUGCAGCCAAACGUUAUGGUAUGCACCCUCUCCAUCCCGUAUCAGCUCGCUAUUGUGGAGAGGAGUCCAGACCUGCCGCUGCUACACGAAACUGCGCUGACUACUGCGGUGUGCGAUGGUCGUGGAAGGAGGUGAAUAACUCCGACAAUUCCGCCUCCCAAUCCUCCUGUUCAGCACGAUGUGGAGAGGGAGUUUCUGAAGUCCGUUUCACAGCAGUGUGCGAAGAGAAGGUUCAAGAGAGAGAUUCGGCCUAUAUCACUUGGCGAGAAAGUUCUCUGGGCGCUUACGCCUGUAUCAAAGCGGAGUUAGGUGAACCACCUGAGGAUCGAGUUAUAACAAACAGAUGCAGCGGUAGUUGUAGGCCUCUGCAAUGGGUCUUUUCCGACUGGCAUGAGUGUUCAGAAAAGUGUGGAUCAAGCACGAAACAGAGAAGCGUGACGUGUGUAGACGAUAUGGGUGAGCAUUGGCCGCUAACCGAAUGCUUGAAGAGUAUCCCCUCGGAUUCCAUGCACACCCUAGAUGGUGUCGACAACUACGUCGGUACAGAAUCAGCCGAAUGCUUUGAAGUUAGCGGAUGCGGUGGAGAAUUUAAAUGGGUCAUUUCCUCGUGGUCUGAUUGCAGGCAGAAUACUGGUUACAGCGACACAGGAGCUCUUUGUUAUUCCACUCUACGACAAAUGCUCUACAGGAAACCGCAGACCAUCCCAAGUAGUUCCUCCCUCGCAGGGGUUCGAUCUCGAUCCGUAAAAUGUAUUCUUAGCUCUGGAUCCAAUGAAGAAGAUCAACGGGAAGCUCCGGAACAAUACUGUGAACGGGCAGGUCUUCCCAAACCUCCAGAACAGCAAUCCUGUACCGUGGACUUCACAUGUUACAGAUGGACGGUUGUUCACUUCUCCAAGUGCUCUACCACCUGCUCCUUGGGUCAGCGUGUAGGCCAACUCGCCUGUGAAGAGGUCAAAAUUUCUCGCGAUGAAAGCCCAGUUGUAACGACCCUGGGGGAGUCGGACUGCCUUUAUCAUCUCGGUACUAAUGUCUCUUUGCUGAUAGACAGCCGAAGUGACGAGCCAACUGUCUUUAUCGUUGAAAGUGGCUCAAUUGAAGAGCGAGAAGGUUUUCAACGAUCUUCAAGCAUCCGACCUCUGGCUUAUUCACUCGGCAAACCUGUGAUAGUGGCUUGCUCAAACCCGCCCUGUCGUAGUCACAGCAUUGAAUGGAUAUCUAGCGAAUGGUCAUCGUGUUCGGCUACGUGUGGAAUUGGGUUUCAGCGUCGAUCCGUUCGUUGUCUGAAGGUGGAACGUCAAACUGGAGUAUUUGCAAAUGCAGAAACUGUAAUCUCCGAGGAACCAGAGAUAGAGUGCUCAUCUAGGGGCCUAGCAAGGCCUCCUGAUAUGCGGCUCUGCGAGACAGCACCGUGUGUUAAAUGGGUUCCUUCGGAAUGGUCUGAAUGCCAAGGAACAUGUGAAUUGGGAACUCAAGAGCGCCGUAUUAGGUGCGUGAGACAGAUGUCAGUUAAUACAAGCUCACCUGAACGUACCACUUGGCAAAGUUUUGAAAUUCCACCGGAUGGAGGUACUUCGGUCAUUGAACAGGAAGUGAGUCAAUCUGCCUGCGAGUCACAACCAAAACCUUUGGAUAAACGAACUUGUUUGCUACCCACGGAUUGUCCAUAUUGGUAUCAAGGUCCUUGGUCAUCCUGUUCGGCUACUUGUGGUGCUGGACAGCGUUUCCGACGCGUUGACUGCCGUUUCCCUAAUGGAACGGUUCUUUACGUGAAUAGAAUGGUGGCGAGAGUACGACGAAGGCGUGAAUAUCAGACGAUUUCUCGAGAACGUUUUAACGGCCCGAAGUGUCCGGAACCUAGACCAGUAGACAAUACCGAGUGUCAACUUGGACCUUGUCAAGAAAAUAGGCCAUUUUGGUGGCCAGUUGUUUCAACUGUUUGCAUUGCAAAUGGUUGUAACAGAGGCUUUCAAGAAAGGAAACUUCAAUGCUUAACACCGUCAUUUGAGGAAGUGGAUCCGAAGGAGUGCGCCUAUUCUCGGAAACCGCUUGACAAGAUUCCAUGUACUAAGCGAGAAUGCAAAACAUAUCGGUGGAGGGUAGAUCCGUGGACAAGGUGUCCCUACACCUGUGGUAAGCACUCGAGGUAUCGAAAUGUACGGUGUGUUGAUGAUCUUGGUGGAGAAUAUGCAGAUCAUCUGUGUCAAGCUCAUCUCCGUCCGGAUUCCUGGAGUCUGUGUCCUGAUGCAUGUCCAGAUUAUCCAAUCAGCUGUUGGGAUCAAAAACAACGUGAUCUCUCUUCAACUGAUGGCAUUUAUGACAUGGCUGUACAUCGGCAAAUUGUCAAGAUUUACUGCAGCGACAUGGAAACUUCCUAUCCGAAGGAGUAUCUUCCAUUGUAUCAUCAGAAUUACGCAUCUAUUCGUCAUAUUACUGAAACGUACGUGUUCUCAUUUAUAAGCAAAGUAAAAAACCUUCUCCAGUAUCUGUUGCUCUCAGCAUUGAGAAUAUGGAUAAGAUGGUCGGAAUAUAAAAAUAAAUAUACUUUAGUUUAA
Messenger RNA from Rodentolepis nana, 3756 nucleotides. The record is from the annotation of a GenBank genome assembly. NCBI's taxonomy places the organism in Eukaryota, Metazoa, Platyhelminthes, Cestoda, Cyclophyllidea, Hymenolepididae.